This is a messenger RNA of Ziziphus jujuba (common jujube), 760 nucleotides long. RefSeq names its product protein LHCP TRANSLOCATION DEFECT. Bases 73 to 597 code for a protein of 174 amino acids. NCBI's taxonomy places the organism in Eukaryota, Viridiplantae, Streptophyta, Magnoliopsida, Rosales, Rhamnaceae. The transcript is spliced from 2 exons. Gene Ontology annotation, cellular component: chloroplast envelope; chloroplast stroma. Gene Ontology annotation, biological process: granum assembly; intracellular protein transport. The record is from RefSeq and is a predicted model, not a curated record.
AGUGAGUGGAUAGGAAAGCUUGGGAGUGAUAACGCUUGAACGCUGAGUUACAGUUCAUUCUGCAACUCAGUUAUGGCUUCCAUACCAUGUACAACUGCAACCCACCUAUCUUUCACCCCCAAAUCCUUAACUUCUCUAGCUUCUGUGCCCAAAUUCAAUACCCAGUUUCUGGGUAUCAGAAAAAAUCUUGGUUGUUUCAGACCCUCUAAUAUUGGACCUUCCAACGGCUACAGAGCCAAGUGUUGGUUCAAAUUUGGUAAGAACGGUGUUGAUGCUGAAGGUGCUGGUAUUUAUGGAAGCCAAUCCCGUGAUGAUUUUGACAGAGAUGAUGUUGAGCAGUAUUUCAACUAUAUGGGGAUGCUUGCUGUUGAAGGUUCAUAUGAUAAAAUGGAGGCUCUUUUAAGUCUAAACAUCCAUCCAGUUGACAUUUUGCUGAUGAUGGCUGCCUCUGAAGGUGACAAGCCAAAAAUCGAGGAGCUACUAAGAGCUGGAGCUAAUUACGAUGUUAAGGAUGCUGAUGGAAGAACUGCAAUUGAUAGAGCCGCUAAUGAUGAGAUUAAGAACUUCAUUCUUAAUUUUUCUGCUCAGAAAGCAUGAUUUGGAUCAAAUUUCUUUAAUUUAAAGUUUUUAUUUCUUUUUUUUUUUUUUUCCCCAUUUGAUCUUCAAUAUGUUGUCAUUUUCUGAUUUGUUUAUGAUCGAAGUCUAUAGAACAUGAAUGCAUGGAGGGCUUCAACAAUUUAUGUUCUUGCCUACUCUGUCA